Messenger RNA from Seminavis robusta, 1828 nucleotides. The record is from the annotation of a GenBank genome assembly. NCBI's taxonomy places the organism in Eukaryota, Bacillariophyta, Bacillariophyceae, Naviculales, Naviculaceae.
UAUAUGAAAUGAGCACUACACUCCCAUCAUGAGAUUAGUCUAGAUGCGCUGAUGUAGUCUAGCUAGUCUAAUCCAUAACCAUUGAUUGAGACGUUACUAGCUAGUUGUUUAGUCAUUUGUAUACUACACUGUAUGUAUGAAUGAAUGAAUGAAUGAAAUCCCAUGGUGCAACAACAACAGCAAUGGAAGACGUCAUCAUCUGUAUCUACCAGUGGUCCAACAACAACCACAAAAGACGGACGAAAGAUGACGACGUUGGACAAGUUGUGGAAAUUCGUCGUCAUGGCCCUACAGUUUACCGCCAAUAGUAGUACUGGUAGUAGUAGUGACCAGACUGCCGGCAAUCACAGUGCCGAAGCCAGAGGCCGACGCAAAGGAGUGUGGUCCCGUACUACUACUACUACUACUAGUAGUAAAAAUCCUCGAUGGAUCUUGUUGCUCUGUUUGGCCGGAACUUGCAAAUUCUUUUUCGACAUGACUGCCAUUACAUCUUCUUCCACUACUACAACAUCCAUCACUACUGCCCAAGUCGAAUCUCUACCAUUCGCUACUACUACUACUAUUGCUACGGCUGGUGUGAGUAGUAGUAAUAGCAAUAGUGACGAACCCGCCUAUCGCUCGAGUCAAGCCAUGGAUAUCAUGCAAGUCGUUCGGACUCGCUUUAUGCAACGUCAACCCAAUUUGGUUCAUUUGGGACAAUCGCGGCUCGAACUUUUCAAGACGUUUUGUCUCCCCACCAUGCUCAUUCAGACGUUGCAAGAUUUUGCUUGGUUGGUCUACACGGAUCCCGAUUUGGAUCCUUCUCUCUUAGGCGAACUGCGCGCUCUAUUACAAGCGCAUCCCAAUUUCUAUUUGAUUCUGAGUAAUGACAAUCAACUGACGCUUCCCGAUUUGGUUCAAAAAGCCACACAAAAUCCCAGUAUGGUAUUGACGGGCAAUCUGGAAUAUCUGACGCGCAGUUACCAACGGCACGCCACAUCGCAAGCUUCCGUGGUGCUCUAUAUUGAAACCGGAUUGGAUGCCGACGAUGGAUUGCAACGCGAUGCGCUGUCGGAAAUACAAAAACACGCCGUCGCCGAAACGUUUCUGUGGAAUAGUCCCACCCAACGGAGUGAUUCCUAUCAUUGGUUCAUACUCUGUGUCGGCAAUCAUUACGAAUGGAAAAAUGUCGAUGUCUUUUUGGGACGUACGACCGAUUUUCGUGGAUUGAUUGCCGAACAUCACAAUCCCGAACGAUGUGUCACACCCGGGUUGACCAUGGUCAAUUCACUGACGGCGCCACAUGGUGGGGGCGACCGAUUACCCAUUUUUGAACAUGCGCCUUUUUCGUACAAUGAAAUUGUCGUCAAUCAUUGGCGGUUGAACGAAAAGUAUCCCAAUUGUCGCAAUCACGGCGCGACACAAUUCGAACCGUGUUGGAAACAAAUCAAUGAACACGCACAACAACAAGCGGCGGCGAUACGAGCGCGAACCAUUACCAGUACCGGCAUGAAAGAUGUCCUGACGGCAACGGCCGAAGAACAAGUCAAAUCGAAUGGAUUGUGGCAUACGCUCAAAGAAGAAUUUGGCAUUCGCGUGGGCGCUGUCAAAAUGGCAUCCCGCCAAAUAUUUGCCAAUCGUGUCGAAACCGUCACGGAACUCAUGAAGGGACGAUGUCAAAAGGGACAUUCUUGUUUGGACAAGACGGAAGCGUCACUCCAAGAAUUGUUGCAGCAAUUGAAACAGGCUGGUGAUGGUUCUAUAAGUAAAACUGUCAGUACGUAAAACUGGAAAGUAGAUGGAUGAUGAAGACGUAGUAGUUCUAGAUGAGGUUGCACCUGCACGUGUG